This is a messenger RNA of Salvia splendens (bonfire salvia), 4044 nucleotides long. Its product is annotated as actin. The transcript is spliced from 5 exons. Bases 2743 to 3876 code for a protein of 377 amino acids. The record is from RefSeq and is a predicted model, not a curated record. Lineage: Eukaryota; Viridiplantae; Streptophyta; Magnoliopsida; Lamiales; Lamiaceae.
UGGGUUUAAUCCGUUAAAGGAUUGUGAAGUGAUUGGUUUUGAGGCGUUGGUGUUGUGUACCGUUUUUUGAUUAUUUUGAUUUGUGAGGGGAUGAGGUUUUGGUAAUGAGAUCUGUGAUUUUUGCGCUGUUUUGUGGAUUGUGAUUUGUGGAUCUGGAAAUAGGGCUUAUGAGAUUUUGUUGGGGAAUUGUUUGAGCUUCUGAUUGACUGAUUUUGACUUGACUGAUCGUUUGAUAUGGUGGCAGCAUUGUAAGAUGUUUUUUUUUUGCGUGGACGCUUAUUGUGGCCGCAAGUUUUAGUUUUUAUUUAUAAAAAUAGAUUAAUUUCUAAAAAAUCCAUUGUUAUUUGGAGUAUAAUUAUUUUUUUUAAAGUUAAUAAUGCCCAAACUUUUAAAAAUGACUUAAUUUCUUUUAUAUUCUCUUUUUACGAUGAAAAUUUAUAUUGCACUCAGUUUUGGAGGCUGUAUGAUUAUAUAGUAUAGAGCUUACAUACAUAUAUGAAGGAUUGGAUUCAGAAUAUGGAGUAUUAUUGAUUGAAAAGUGGGUAAUAUUGUAGUUAAAAUAAAAGGCAAUAACGAUAAUGAUUGACAGUCUCUGUGCAUGCAAAUUUGUUUUGUAGCUAAAAAUAUUAUUUUCAGUGACCCAAUUGAUCUUAGUUAUGUGUUUUGUAUUCAACAAUUUUUUUACUCCAUUCUUAUGAUCUUGUUCACAGAAGUAUCAUAGUUUAUAUAUGAAUAAGUAUUAUACGAUAUAUCUUGUUGCCAAUUUUUUUUUCAUAUCUUGCAUUUCAUAACUGACUGAGCAUUCUGAAAUUUGUGCUAGUGUGACAUAUAGAAUAAAAAUGAAUAAAUCAGGUGACAAAAACGAUGUUGGAGUACAUAUUAAGAACAAAAAUAUAGCCAAUGAAAGUAUUUAAGAUUGAGUGGCUAAAAAAUGCUAUCUUGUCACAAUAAAAAAACUCAACAAUUGCACUAUCGAUUUUAUGAAAAAUUUCAGUAUUUAAUUAUGUAAUCUGGAAAUUUAGUUAAGUAUUUUUGAUUUUUUAAUUAUUUAUUUUCAUUUUACAAAUAUCACAAUUUAAGUUUAUGUUCUUUUGUAUUUACUUCAUGUAAUGUUACAUAUUUUCUUUAUGUAAUUUUCAAAUUUUCAGUUUUUUAUUUUGAUUUUACAAAUAUUGUACACCUGUGCGGCACCGAUACGGAUACGUGUAUCCGUAUCCGAAGGAUACGGAUACGCGGGUACGGCUCUUUCCCAAACAACCUAAUACGCGGAUACGUUUUAACUAUUUUUUUAAUAAAUAAUAAUAGUGCAUAAUAAAUUACAAAAUUGAUAUUCUAAUUCAACAUAGAGACAUUAAAGGUCUAUUACACUCAAAAUAACAUGAUAGCAGCAGGUUCUAAAUUAGGAAAUAAUUAAACGGGAGAGAACGAUGUCAUACUGCUGAAAUUGAAAGCUCUAACAGGGGAAGUGUAACACCCCGACUUUUUCUACCAUUUUUAUUGUGUUUUUGAAAUUACCGUCAUUUGCGCAUCUGAAAAUAUUUUGCCGUUGUUCUUUUGUCGAGAAAAAGAUUUUACUCUUUGGACCAAAUAAUUAUUCUUUCGUAGCUCAAGUUGAAAAUGAGCCUAAAACAUAUAUUUAUUCUUUCUUUUGAGCCAAUUUUGGGAAGCCCAAUUUUUCCAUGAGAAUUCAACGGCCAACCCACAAUUUUUGUUCCACAAAAUCUGGCACUUAGCUCCACCAAAUCCCAACAACGAUUUGUUUAAAUAAACUCUUCCCUCACUCUUCUUUCGCAACACAAAACUGACACCGUAACUUUCUCCACCACCCUCCAAAAGCUCAACAAUUUAUAUAUAUACACAGCCCACAACUCCACGUUUCAUAUGAUUCAACUAAUUUAGCAACUAUCACUACUUUGAGAAACCGAUAGUUGAGCCGAAGAAAACACAAACUAGAAGGAAAACGCAGUCUGCAGAAAACAUAAUGGGUUAGAGAAGAAACCAAUCAAGAUCCAAUGAACAAUGGAUGAAUGUAUGAAAUAGAGAGAGAAAGGCAUGACAGCAGCGGUGAUGAGUUGUAUUAACGAGAGGGAGGGGGUGCGGUGAAUCGAGGAGAAGGCGAAGGACGACGUGCUGGCGGGGAGAGCAGCAACAGCAGCUGCUGCUCGGCAGCGAUGACACAGACGGGCAGAGGCGACGUCGCUGCCUGUGCUUCUCCGACAGUAGCAGAGAGGGCGAGGAGCAGGGGCUGACCGCGACUUCGAUGCGGUGACGGGCCGAACAGCGGUGGACAGCAGCGAUGAUGCUGGAGAAUUUCACUGAGGGAGUGACAGCGGCGGUGCGAGAAAGGCAUCGACGGAGACUCGCUGCGAUUCAGAUCUGAACGGCGGCGGGUAAGACCGCGAAAACUAACGGCGAUGCAGUUUCGGCAGACUGAGCGACGACGGAGGCAGAGGCGGCUGCCACGGAGGGGCGGUGCUGUAGUGAGGUAGAAGGAGAUGAGGAAAAGAUAGGGAUGGAAACGACGACGCGAGGGCGUGAGCUAGCAGAGAGAAACAUAGAUCAUGGAUUGGACUAUGAAUACAAGAAUGAUGGGGACAUGAAUAGACGGCCGGCGUCACCAGCGACGCCUCGGGCGGCCACAAAAAUUUCGAAAGAGAAAAAGGACUAGCUCUGCGAUACAUUAAGGUCGAAGUACGGAAAUCGGAGUUAAGCAAACUCUUAAGUGAACGAGAACAAUAAGAAAUGGCCGAAGCCGAGGAUAUUCAGCCCCUUGUCUGUGACAAUGGAACCGGAAUGGUCAAGGCCGGAUUUGCUGGAGAUGAUGCUCCGAGGGCUGUAUUCCCCAGCAUUGUUGGACGUCCUCGUCACACUGGUGUGAUGGUUGGCAUGGGCCAAAAAGAUGCUUAUGUUGGUGAUGAGGCUCAAUCCAAGAGAGGUAUCUUGACAUUGAAGUAUCCAAUUGAGCAUGGAAUUGUCAGCAACUGGGAUGAUAUGGAGAAAAUAUGGCAUCACACUUUCUACAAUGAACUGCGUGUGGCCCCAGAAGAGCAUCCGAUUCUCUUGACAGAGGCCCCUCUUAACCCCAAGGCCAAUCGUGAAAAGAUGACUCAGAUCAUGUUCGAGACAUUUAAUGCCCCUGCCAUGUAUGUCGCCAUUCAGGCAGUUCUCUCCCUUUAUGCCAGUGGUCGUACAACUGGUAUUGUUCUCGACUCUGGUGAUGGUGUGAGCCAUACAGUCCCCAUCUACGAAGGUUAUGCACUCCCUCAUGCGAUCCUCCGUCUUGAUCUGGCUGGGCGCGAUCUGACUGACCACCUCAUGAAGAUAUUGACUGAGAGAGGCUACUCUUUCACCACCACUGCAGAGCGAGAAAUUGUUAGGGACAUUAAAGAGAAGCUGGCUUACAUUGCUCUGGACUACGAGCAAGAGAUUGAAACGUCCAGGACCAGCUCUGCUGUGGAGAAGAACUACGAGCUUCCCGAUGGACAAGUGAUCACCAUUGGUGCUGAAAGAUUCCGGUGCCCUGAGGUCCUCUUCCAGCCAUCAAUGAUCGGAAUGGAAGCAGCUGGUAUUCAUGAGACCACUUACAACUCUAUCAUGAAGUGUGAUGUUGACAUCAGGAAGGAUCUGUAUGGAAACAUCGUCCUCAGUGGUGGCUCGACCAUGUUCCCUGGUAUUGCUGACAGGAUGAGCAAGGAGAUCACCGCUCUAGCACCGAGCAGCAUGAAGAUUAAGGUGGUGGCUCCUCCUGAGAGGAAGUACAGUGUCUGGAUCGGAGGUUCCAUCUUGGCUUCUCUCAGCACGUUCCAGCAGAUGUGGAUUGCCAAGGCAGAGUACGAUGAAUCUGGGCCGUCGAUUGUCCACAGAAAGUGCUUCUAAGAAGAUCAUGGCUGGUGGAGAGAUUUGGGAUGCUGCUAUUUGCUUUUCCUUGUUAGUUUCUUGUGUUUUAUUAUUUGCUAUGAGCUUUUUAAAUUCUUAAGCUUUGGACAUGGUGGCGAUAUUUCUUUUAUCCCAUUUAUAUUAAUGUUAGAAGAGUUUGUGUAUCAA